This is a messenger RNA of Arvicola amphibius (Eurasian water vole), 1006 nucleotides long. It is a transcript of the gene Smim29, whose product is annotated as small integral membrane protein 29. Lineage: Eukaryota; Metazoa; Chordata; Mammalia; Rodentia; Cricetidae. The record is from RefSeq and is a predicted model, not a curated record. Bases 498 to 806 code for a protein of 102 amino acids. The transcript has 5 exons.
GGCCUCUACUUGUGUUUCCCCCUGCUCAGCGGGAAGCUCAGAGGAGCUUGACAUUCGGGCUUCAAUUCCCAUGCAUUUCCGCUUCACUACAACCUGCUUUGCAGAACGGGGACAGAAAGCAGGGAGGGCCUCGGCUCCACAACCGGGUACAGCCCUGCACGCCAGCUCCCGAUUCCCCGGAUUCUGCGGUGCAGCCGGGAAAGCACGCCGCCCAGUCACCUUCCCGCUGUGCGGCCCUUUGCCGCCCCCUGCUGCCGCGGCGUGGACACGGCAGGCCCGCCCACCCGCCUCCGGAUUGGCCAGUGUGCAGGACUCGGGCGCCGAGGCCCCGCCUCCUCUCCGGGUCCUUUGAUCACGCGCCGGAGGGCUCUUCCGGGGCUAGAGCCAACCCACGGUGUUGCUGUCAGAGCAGCUCGGCGGGAGGGAGCCCAGGGGAGGCGCCCUCCCGAGGCCACCAUUGCCCAUGCAGACCACCCAGCCAUCUGGCUACUGAUGUCAUGAGUAACACGACAGUGCCCAAUGCCCCCCAGGCCAACAGCGACUCCAUGGUGGGCUAUGUAUUGGGGCCUUUCUUCCUCAUCACCCUGGUCGGGGUGGUGGUGGCUGUGGUAAUGUACGUGCAGAAGAAAAAGCGGGUGGACCAGCUUCGCCACCACCUGCUUCCCAUGUACAGCUAUGACCCUGCAGAGGAGCUCCACGAGGCGGAGCAGGAGCUGCUGUCUGAUGUGGGUGACCCCAAGGUGGUGCACGGUUGGCAGAGCAGCUACCAGCACAAGCGAAUGCCCCUGCUGGACAUCAAGACAUGACGGUUCAUGCCCCUCUUACUUGCUAUCCACAGCAGGCCCUAAGCCAAGCCUGUUUUCCUUGUGGAGUGGGUGACAGCCUUGCUUUCUCUAGCCUGUUUGGACCUUGCUGUGACAUAAUCCAAGAGGCUUCUGGAGUUGUUCCCAUGGCGACAGGCCCAGAUGUAUAUAUUUUGUAAAUAAACUUUGAUGGCUUCACUUUA